Messenger RNA from Lycium barbarum (goji berry), 5556 nucleotides. RefSeq names its product putative disease resistance protein RGA3. Bases 319 to 4170 code for a protein of 1283 amino acids. The transcript is spliced from 9 exons. Gene Ontology annotation, biological process: defense response to other organism. The record is from RefSeq and is a predicted model, not a curated record. Gene Ontology annotation, molecular function: ADP binding. NCBI's taxonomy places the organism in Eukaryota, Viridiplantae, Streptophyta, Magnoliopsida, Solanales, Solanaceae.
AAAGAAAGUUCUAUAAAUUUAUUUGGUAAAAGAAAAAGUUACAAUAUUGUUUCUUAGAAAACUUAAAGAAACAAUAUUUUCUAGGAAUACCAAACAAAAAUAAGAAGUGUUGACUCCAUUGUUACGGAGUAAAUUGUAUCAGAGGUAUUUGUUUCUUUGGAGUCAUGACGACCAUUCAUUUUCCGUUUAUUGUUUGAAUUAUUGUCUUCCUUUUAUUGGUCUACAAACAACUAGCACAGCAAGAAUACUUCUGCAAAAACUUUGAGAAAACUUUAGUGUAGAGGAAGAAAAUUGUGUGAAGGAGAGCAAACUGCAACAAUGGCUGACCCUGUAAUUGGUGCUACUGUCCAAGUUUUGCUUGAGAAGCUGCUUUCUCUCACUAUCAAGGAAUUCAGUAGCUCAAGGGACUUCAACAAAGAUCUGGAAAUGCUUACACAAAAUGUAUCCAUGAUCCAAGCUUUCAUUCAUGAUGGUGAAAGACCACAUAAUCAGGAACAGGCUGUGGAACAAUGGCUUAAGAGGCUUGAGAGAGUUGCUGAAGAUGCUGAAUAUGUAUUUGAUGAAAUCAGAUAUGAAUCUCUCAAAGCACAAGCGAAGCGAAACAAACCGAUGAAAAAGGUCCGUAACUUCUUUUCUGAUAUAGCUUUUAGGGUCAAAAUGUCUGGAAAAAUCAACAAAAUCACUGAAGAGCUGAGGGCUAUCAAUCAGUCGGCCAAAGACCUCGGUCUCCAAUCACUGAUAGUUCCUUCUCGGCAAAUACUACCAAUUCGAGAAACAGAUUCCUUAAUAGUUGCUUCCGAUGUUGUGGGUAGAGACAACGAUGUUGCUGAAAUAAAGGAGAUGAUGUUGAACAUCAGAGAGGAAGAUGAUUUCCGCACCAUUCCCAUAGUGGGUAUGGGGGGUUUGGGGAAAACAACUGUGGCUAAGAAAAUUUUCAAUGAUGAAGAAAUCAAGCAAAAAUUUGAAAAGAGAGCUUGGUUGUGUCUACCUGAAAUGCGUGAAAGGUCAGAAAUGAAAAGCUUUCUUGAGCAGUUCCUCGAAUCAUUGACAGACAGGAAACUUGAGGUCCAAAGAAGGGAUACAAUUGUCAAGAAGCUACAAGAUAAAUUGGGAGGAAAAAGGUAUUUGCUUGUCCUAGAUGAUUUGUGGAAGGUUGACUCGACACUGUGGCAUGAGUUUGUGGACACCUUGAGAGGAAUAAAUGCCUCCAGAGGAAACUGCAUUCUCGUGACGACUCGUAGGGAGCUGGUGGCAUCCACAGUAGCAGGAGCAGUAGAUCUUCAUAUGCUGAAAAACUUAGCAGCAGAUCAUUGUUGGUCCAUUUUCAAACGAAGAACAUUUCCCGAUGGGAAGGUUCCAGAAGAAAUGGUGAGCAUGGAAAAAAGGAUUGUUGAGAUGUGUAAAGGUCUACCCUUGGCUGCAAGUGUGUUGGGAGGCCUCUUAUGCAACAAGGAAAAACAUGAAUGGCAGGCAAUUCUUGAUGGCAACCACCUUGUUGCAGGUGAAGAUGAUAAUAGGGAAAAUAGCAUAGAGAAAAUCCUAAAACUCAGCUAUGAUUAUCUGCCAUCUCCACAUCUGAAAAAGUGUUUUGCUUACUUUGCAAUGUUUCCAAAAGAUUUCAAGUUUGAAAAGAACCAACUAAUCCAGCUCUGGAUGGCAGAAGGCUUUCUCCAUCCAUGUCAAGAGACCACUGCGAUGGAAGACGUCGGGAACAAGUUUUUUCAACUGUUGUUGCAAAACUCCUUGUUGCAAGAUGUUGAGCUAGAUGAGCACAACAACAUAACACAAUGUAAGAUGCAUGAUCUUGUGCAUGAUUUGGCUGGAAAAAUCUUAAAAUUUAAACUAUUUGAUCCGAAGAGCGUUGGAGGAGAAAAUCUUUCUCAAGUUCGAUAUUUUGGAUGGGAGUCACCAAGUGAUCAAAUAGAUAAGGUAAAUGAGCCAAGGCGUUUGUGCACAUUGUUCUGGAGAAGUGAUAUAUCUAAAGAUAUGCUAUUGAGCUUUCAGUUUUUGAGAGUUUUAAAUUUGUCCAAGUCCCGCAUCGAGGAGUUGUCCGCCUCAGUCGGCAAGCUAAUAUACUUGAGAUAUAUCGAUCUCUCCAACACUGAGAUCAAAACCUUGCCCAACUCCAUUUGCAAGCUCUACAAUUUGCAAACGUUUAGAGUCAAUAACUGCUACUGUCUCAAGGAGCUUCCAGAGGAGAUGGGAAAUAUGAUAAGUUUGAGACACAUAUAUUACAACUCUACGUUUUUUAAUAAUCACUUUCAGAUGCCACUUAAGAUGGGACAAUUGACUUGUCUUCAAACCCUACAGUUUUUCAAGGCCGGUUUAGAGGAAGGUCGUCGAAUAGAAGAAUUAGGUCCUUUGAAAAACCUUAGAGGUAAAUUGACCAUCAGCAGACUGCAAUUGGUACGUAAUAGAGAAGAAGCUGGAAGAGCAUAUCUACAGGAGAAACCAAAUAUCUACAAGCUGGCAUAUUUAUGGUCCCAUGAUGAACCAGAAGGCUGUGAAACCAACGAUGAGCACGUGUUAGAUGGUCUUCAACCGCAUCAUAACUUGAGAGUCUUAGAGGUGGUGGACUAUUUGGGAACUAGAUUUCCUUCAUGGUUCAGUGAAGAAUUGUUACCAAAUUUGGUCAAGUUGAAAUUAAGUGGUUUCGAAAAGUGCAAGGAAAUUCCUUCACUUGGUCAACUGGAACCCCUACGGCAUCUUGAGCUGAUAGGGUUCCAUGAGGUGGAAUGUGUUGGACCUAAAUUUUAUGGUGUUGAGGUUAACAAUAUUGGAUCAAGCAGCAAUAACGCCAACGUCCAAGUGUUCCCAUUACUCAAAGAACUAGCAUUGAAGGAUAUGCCUAGGCUUACUGAGUGGAAGGGAGUGGAAUUGUUACCAACAAGAACUGGCGGUAGAGACGGACUUGGAGUGAGAAUAUUUCCUGUGCUUGAGAAGUUGAUCAUUAGUAAGUGUCCACUGUUAAAAAGUACUCCGAAUCAAUUUGAAGUCCUACGUGAAUUAAAUAUUGAAGGAGUUGACAGUGCAAUGCCAUUGUUGAACUUGUGCAGCAACUUGACAUCUCUCGUAGAGCUUAGUGUUGCUGGUGUGAAAGAGCUCACUUGUCUUCCAGAUGAGAUGUUGCGCAACAAUUUUUCUCUUGAACUUCUUUUGUUCUCAAAUUGCCGACAGUUUCGUGAACUGCCACAAAGCCUGUACAAUCUGCGUUCUCUUAAGAGAUUAGCGAUUGACAGCUGCACCAAUUUCAGUUCCAUUCCUGUUCCCAGUGGAGAGAAUCAUUUGAUUUCCCUUCAAAGUCUUGUGUUGUCCAAUUGUGAUGGAUUGACCAAUUUACCAAGUGGAAUGCUAGAGCAUUGUCGGUCUCUGAAAUAUUUGAAGGUCAAGGGCUGUGGCAACUUCGUUUCCUUCCCUUUACAUUUUGGGGAAAUGCCUUCACUUUCAUUUAUGAAUAUAUCAGAAUGCCCCAAACUGAAUAGUGUACCCACAUGGGGGAUUCACCGUCUCACUGGGUUACGGGCAUUGCAUAUUGGUCCUUUCUCAGAGAUGGUGGAUUUUGAGGCAUUUAAUGGCAUUCAGCAGCUAUCGUCCCUUCAUACAUUGGGGGUGCACGGACGUGAGAACUUGGGUUCUUCUCUACCCCAUCAGCUUAUGCAACUCUCUUCCCUAAAAGAUCUUACAAUAGUUGAUUUCGAAAUCGAGGCUCUUCCUCAUGGUCUUGGCAAUCUUACUUCUCUUGAAAAAUUAACCCUACGGUGGUGCAAACGGCUACAACAUGUGGACUUCAUCAUAGAUGCUAUGCCCAAAUUACGGAGUCUGUGGAUCCUUAAUUGUCCAUUGUUAGAAGUUCUGUCGGAUGGGCUCGGCAACCUUGUUUCUUUGGAAUCGUUACUUUUAUUUUCCUGCGAAAAACUAAAGUAUCUGCCAUCCGGAGAUGCCAUGCGACGCCUCACCAAAUUAAGGAAGCUUUCUAUUAGUGGCUGCCCAGAGUUAGAUUUCCCAAACUCCCAGUGGUCAGAGAUUUCCCAUAUUCCCGGUGCAUUUCAUUUCUUAAAUCGAAGGCCGCGCUGGAACGUUGCUGCGGUAUAUCUAGUCAAAAUUCGUUGGUGGCAAUUACGUCAGGGUUGCUUAUGUUCCAUAGAAGAACCACCACGUUUAUUUUGUUGAUGAACAGACUCUUUCAUGAGCAUUUUGUACUUUGGUGAAGAUACUAAAGAAUAUGCAUGUGCUGUGCCGUUGAAUUCUGUUCAUGGGAUGAAGCUCAGAUAUUCUCAAUGAUGGUGGUAAACUAAAAUUGAGAUGCAGCUAUGCGGUAACUGUGGCACAAAGACAACAUCUCCUUUAACAGGAAAGCUAUUUAGCAGUCUCCCUUGGUGAAGACCUGGGACUUGAAUGGAAUGGUUGACCAGUUUGAGGGGGCACUCAUCCAUUUGGUUGAAGGAUUUUCUAUUCUGCUAAUUGGACCAAGAUUUCCGUGUUGACUAAUUUGAAGUGCACUGUGCUCUGAAUUUUGUUGAAGGACAAAAUCUUCGGCUAUAGACUCAUUACUGGACUCUUUCAUGAUUAUUUGAUCAAAUUUUACUGGAACUACAAAACAUAAAUAUCCACAUUCACGCCUCGGCCAUUGGGUACUGAACAACCUUUCUUGGAAACAAAUAGGAAGUCUACAUACAAGAAACAUCAAAAUACUAAAAGCACAUAGGGGGACAGAUUGGAACAUUUUGCACAGUGGUGCUUUUGGAGACUCUGAUUGCUCAAAGCUGGAAAAUUCAAGAAGUUAGUUUUUGUCCAUAGAAAGAUUGCAAAUGGAUAAUUUAUCUGUUCAUUAAAACUUUUGCAAUUGAAGGACUUCAACAAAGAAAGUUACAAAGGACCGUUCUGUCUUGAGUCUUGGCUGUUGUGUCCUAGCUCUCAAAAUAUCCUUAGCAGUACAUGUUCAUCUUUAUAGGUCUUGGUUUCUCCUAGAAAUCUCGUUUUCUUUUUCCCUAUCGGGUGCUUGUAAUGACCUGCUUUUUCCUUUCUCGAAGAAGGAAAUGUCUGCCAAAACUGACUUUUUACCGUUCAUGUGUUUUAGACUCAUGGUUGAAACACCAGAAUGGACCUUGUUGAAAUGCUAGGUUGGGGAAGACUUCCGUUAGAUGUGUUUCAGUGUCAUGAUUGGCAAGGGAAAUUGCAUUUCAUAAACUCGUUUGCAUUUGGCUGAAACUGGAUUGGAGAUAUUAUUUCCUUUUAUGUGGAUAAUUCACUUUGGUGGAUUUCUCUUCCAUGGCUGUAUGCUAUAGAGUUUCUUGGGUUUACAAUCUUAUGCAGAAGAAUUAGAAAGCCACUCACCAGGAGUACGUGAUGGACUACCCUCGACUAGUGCAAUCGUGCAUUAGUCGCUGAAACCUAAGCUUGAUCGUUCCAACGUGGUGCUGAGCUUGAACAGGAUCUCAUGUUUUUCUUAAUUGUUUGAUGUUCCAUGCUAGUAAUAUUAAUCUUUUCACAAUACUAUGAAAUUCUCUUAUUGCAGUAGUCAACUAUUUAUGAAAUUGUGUUGAAUGUUAAAUAUCA